AGUACUCGGCAUCGACUGAUACCACCAUUUAGUAUCUAUAAAAGUCUUUCUAGUGCUCAAUUCACAGCAUGGCUUCGCUCAAGACUGCCUUAAAACACGCUCAGAAGCCUUCUACUACCAUUCCCACCGUAGCGUUUGGCACUUACAAGGUGACAGACAAGAAUUCUACUGCAGGAGUGAUCAGAAGCGCACUGGCUUGCGGCUAUAGGCACUUUGAUUCAGCUCAAUUCUAUCAUAAUGAAGAACUCAUUGCUUCAUCUAUUGCUGCAGGCAUUAAGCAACUCGGUAUCGAGCGAUCAGAAGUGUACUAUACAACAAAGAUCUGGCCUGAUGACCACACGCCUGCUAGCCAGCUCAACCAAGCCAUACAGACCUCGAUUGACCGUGCUACACCAAGUCUUGGUUACAUUGAUUUGAUUCUUUGCCAUUGGCCUCACAAGGAUGCCGAAGUCCGCAAGUCGUCCUGGCAAGUGCUCAGCGAGCUAGUUACGGCCAAGGGAAGCAAAGUCAGAGAUGUUGGCGUAUCCAACUACAGUAUUGAUCAGAUUAAAGAGCUCCAGGAUGUCGAAGGGGCUGUCCAGCCAGUCCUCAAUCAGAUUGAGGUUCAUCCAUGGAGCUACAAGAAGCAAAAAGCACUCAUUGAGUGGUGCUUGGAGCAGCAGAUCGCAGUAGAGGCAUGGGCUCCUCUUGGUCAAGGCAACAGCGAUGUUGCCCUCUCAGAAAUCGCCAAGCGGCUCAACAAAGAUGAAAAGGCUGUCCUCGUCAAGUGGAGUGUCUUGAAGGGAUUGAUUCCAUUGCCCAAGAGUACUAAUGAAGGACGCAUGAAGAGCAACAUUGAACUAGACUUUGAUCUCAGCGAUGCCGAUGUGGCGACGCUGGAUGGACUAUCUAAGUAGGUUGCUUCUU
Molecule: messenger RNA, 906 nt
Organism: Protomyces lactucae-debilis
Lineage: Eukaryota; Fungi; Ascomycota; Taphrinomycetes; Taphrinales; Protomycetaceae
Product: NADP-dependent oxidoreductase domain-containing protein
Exons: 1
Coding region: 69-896 (275 amino acids)
Molecular function (GO): oxidoreductase activity
Source: RefSeq, a predicted model, not a curated record